AUGGGUUCUGUUGUUCUUCCACACUUGCCUACAGCUUGGCAUGUCGACCAAGCUAUUCUUUCUGAAGAGGAUAGGCUGGUUGUCAUUCGUUUUGGACGCGACUGGGACAAAGACUGCAUGGCCCAGGAUGAAGUUCUUUACAAAGUUGCAGACCGUGUGAAAAACUUUGCUGUCAUUUAUCUUUGCGAUAUUGACCAGGUUCCGGAUUUCAAGCAGAUGUACGAACUUUACGACCCGAUGACAAUCAUGUUCUUUUUUCGCAACAAGCAUAUGAUGUGCGACUUUGGCACGGGAAACAAUAAUAAAUUGAACUGGGUGCUUGAGGACAAGCAGGAGUUGAUUGAUAUUAUAGAGGCAAUUUACAGAGGCGCUAAGAAGGGGAGGGGCUUGGUUGUUAGUCCAAAGGACUAUUCCACGAGAUAUCGUUAUUAA
Messenger RNA from Coccidioides posadasii C735 delta SOWgp, 432 nucleotides. RefSeq names its product U4/U6-U5 snRNP complex subunit dib1. NCBI's taxonomy places the organism in Eukaryota, Fungi, Ascomycota, Eurotiomycetes, Onygenales, Onygenaceae. The record is from RefSeq and is a predicted model, not a curated record. Gene Ontology annotation, biological process: mRNA splicing, via spliceosome. Gene Ontology annotation, cellular component: U5 snRNP; U4/U6 x U5 tri-snRNP complex; spliceosomal complex.